UUCUGGCGAAGACAGUUAGAGCUGAGUGGCCGUACGGUUGACAGCUUUCGGGUUCCAGCUCCCUCCCUCGACCGCUCGUCUGCCGCUCCCGCCCCUCUACUUCUUUUCCCUCUCUUUAUUUGUGCUUCAGAAAUUCCCCGUUGAAAGUCAGGUAGCUUCAGUGGUUUGACUUCGGUGGUGGAUAAUGAAUUGAGUCUGCGGGACGUGAAAACAAAAGUGUAUUUUAACGCUAACAGAUACCACAAAGUGAUUUUGAUUCGAGAUGCAUUUUCAUCUUUUGGCGUAGAAGUGGAAAUGUAUGCUGACAAUGUCAUGAGCCUGAUACGAUAAAGGAAAGACUUUGUAAAUGAAGACGUACUAAGCCGAUGACACGUGCAGUGAUAAUAUUAAAGGUUAACAAAAAUCAGAAAAGUGCAGCUACGUUGCUUACCAGUGAUCAGAAGAGCUUACUGGCAUCCACAAGAGAGGAGAAAAGGAACCGUCCUGACUCCCAGUACCACAACAAGAGAGAGAGAGAGAGAGUGAGAGAGCAUUGGACGUGCGACCCGUUGAAGAUGAAGGCCAGACGCACGUCUCAGCAGACACUAAUGUGGUACUACUUGUGUUGGUCUCUAGCGGCGUCAAUCACUCUGACUGCAGCGCAUCCUUUCCUCUACCUCAGAGGUACUCGAUACGGUUAUGGACGCAACAUCCGACCCCUGGGAUGUGUCUCCAAGACAGGAGAAAAGGGCGUCUGUAUGUUCGCUUGGGACUGCAUGAAAGCCAACGGUACACAUCUGGGAACGUGCAUAGAUAGGUUUUACUUUGGUUCAUGUUGUAAGAUGAACAAUGAGAUAACAACUCCACCGACAGAAGUAACACCUAUCUCUGGUGGUUUUGGGGGCACACCACCUGUUGGUGGGCAUUCUUCCGUAGGACAACCUUCCGAUGAUGAGGACAGUAAGGUCGAGAGUAGCAGUGAACAUUCGUCAGCAAGUGAGGUUUCUGUUCUUGGUUCUACUUCAACAGAAGCUUCUGUUGAUGAUCAGGGUUCUACCCCAGAACAUGUUCCAACUGUUGGACAUUCUUCUACCCAAGGACAAACUUCGACUAGUGCAUCUGGUGAACACACUUUUAUUGAUGGAUCAAUGCAAUCCACUGGAAUGAUCUCCAUUGAUAUGCCUACUUCUACUGCUGAAACAACUUCAGCUGAAGAACAGGCAUCUGAUGAACAGACUUCUAUCCAUGGUGAAACUCCUUCUGUACCUGAAGAGACAUCUAAUGAAGUACUGACAAAUGACGAAGUUAUUAGUAUUCAAGGAGCUUCUUGGCAAGAGCCACCUGUGACAACUUUAGAUACAGGAGAAGGAAGUGUGACCAGCUCUGUGCAUCCAAAUGAAAUAACAGCUGAAACAUUAACGACUCCUUUUGAAAUUGCCGAUCCUCUGUCUUCUACCACAGAAGUAACUGUAGCUGUAGACCCUAAGCCAAUGCAACCAGAAAUAACAUCUCCAGGUGUUACAGGAGUCUCAUCUUCUACUUCUGUAGGAGAAGAAACAUCAGCAGAAUUCCCAGACGACUUGACACCAACCACCUUGGACACCACUGAGACUCCAGAAAACCAGCCAUCUACUCCUGACAUGGCUUCUGUCACGCCCGUAAGUGCUCCUGCCACUGAGGUUCCUGAUGCAGGAGUUACUGGAGAGACACAAACAGAAAAAAUUACAGGAUCAGUUGCAACAAUCACAAUUGACGAGACGAAGACACCAACAUCAACAGAGAUUCCUGAAAUUGUAAGCAUUAGCAUUGACACCACAAGCAGUGGACCAGAUGGGUCUGAAAUGUCAAAACCGACAGUUCAGCCGUCAAUUGAAACUACAGAGCUAGUUACCACUCUUCAACAAGAGUUAUUCACAGAUGAAUCAACUCAACCCCCUAAACCUUCAGAUCUGCUCCCUCCAGUUAUUAGCCCUAUUGUUCCUGGAUCUAUAUUUCCUGCGGCAGCUACUCAGGAACCAGGCAUAACUACCUGGAUUCCUAGUGCGUCCACAGAACACCCUUCAGUUGCUACCAAUUUCCCUAUCAUCUUCCCUGGAUUUCCUAGUAUUACUGAUUCCACAGCCAAACCUGUAGUUGAUGUGUUGACGGAUAAACCAGAACUAACAACAAUUGGAAAACCGGCGAUUGAGGAAAGUGGAGAGGUUACUGAAAAACCUGAUGGUAUGCCGGUUUCAGCUGAGGACACAGAAAGACCUACAACCACUGAAGUAACUGAGACCUCUAGCGAGACUGAUAGCUCAGAAGUGGUAGAUCCUGUUGACAUGACGACUACAGUUAUACCACUCAGCACACAGUCACCAGAAGACGAACUUCUUAACCGACUGAACACCUCCAGCUAUAAAGACAUCUGUGGGACUCCUGUUUAUCCCACGAAACGCAUCGUUGGAGGAAGCGAAGCAACAUUCGGAGAGUGGCCAUGGCAGGUUUCUUUGCGUCAGUGGCGUCAAGUAACCUUCCUCCACAAGUGCGGCGCUGCUCUCCUAAAUGAAAACUGGGCCAUUACAGCAGCUCACUGUGUCGAAAAUGUCCAACCUGACGAACUUCUGCUCAGAUUAGGAGAAUUCGAUCUCGAAACCUCUGAGGAACCUUAUCCUUUCACUGAGAGGAAGGUUCAGAUUGUUGCCACACAUCCUCAGUUCGACCCCAGGACAUUCGAAUAUGAUUUAGCCCUUCUCAGAUUCCAGGAGCCCGUGAAUUUCCUGCCGAACAUCAUUCCAAUUUGUGUACCACAAGACGACUAUACUUUUAUAAAUGACACUGGAUAUGUCACAGGAUGGGGGCGACUCUAUGAAGAAGGUCCUCUGCCAUCUGUCUUGCAAAAGGUGCCUGUACCCGUCAUUACUAAUGAAGAAUGUGAGGGAAUGUACAGAGUAGCAGGCUAUGUUGAGCACAUACCAAACAUCUUCAUUUGCGCAGGGUACGAGGCAGGUCGUAGAGAUUCUUGCGAGGGCGACUCAGGAGGACCACUAGUCAUCCAGAGAGCGGAUGGAAAAUGGUAUUUAGCUGGCGUCAUAUCUUGGGGGAUAGGCUGUGCUCUGCCUAACCAGCCAGGUUAUACCCGAAUAUCUGAAUUCCGAGAGUGGAUUGAGAAGAUCAUUGUCUUCUAAAAAAUUUUAAAAACUAUUUAUUAUCGCUCUUACUGUAUAAUUCGUUGUAUCUGUUUUGUUGUUACUGAUAAUCGUUGUUGAUUUUGCUACUUAUCACUUUUUAUCGUUGUUAUCUAUCAUCUUGAAUGUAUGUGAGUAGGAUUUGUGUAAAGUAUUUUAUCGAAACGGGGAAACAGAGAUUUUUACGGAAGAUUUGAGAGGUCCAGAAUGGAAGACAGACAGUUCUUUAUAUUUCACCGGGAAAUAUGUUGACUCAAGAAAAGUAUAUUUCCUUUAACUGUCAAAGGAAUAGUGGAAAGUGAUAUAUGGCUAUGUUUCUACUUUCUUCUUUGUUGUUAUAUUUUUAAUAUUUAUAGUAACUGAAC
Molecule: messenger RNA, 3511 nt
Organism: Macrobrachium nipponense
Lineage: Eukaryota; Metazoa; Arthropoda; Malacostraca; Decapoda; Palaemonidae
Product: serine proteinase stubble-like
Biological process (GO): proteolysis
Molecular function (GO): serine-type endopeptidase activity
Source: RefSeq, a predicted model, not a curated record